Messenger RNA from Piliocolobus tephrosceles (Ugandan red Colobus), 3239 nucleotides. It is a transcript of the gene ALDH4A1, whose product is annotated as aldehyde dehydrogenase 4 family member A1. NCBI's taxonomy places the organism in Eukaryota, Metazoa, Chordata, Mammalia, Primates, Cercopithecidae. Gene Ontology annotation, molecular function: L-glutamate gamma-semialdehyde dehydrogenase (NAD+) activity. The transcript is spliced from 13 exons. The record is from RefSeq and is a predicted model, not a curated record. Bases 61 to 1842 code for a protein of 593 amino acids.
UGUGCAUUCUAGCCGCGCCUGGGCGGACGCUCCAGCAAACAACCCCGCAGCGACCCAGAGAUGCUGCUGCCGGCGUCCGCGCUCCUCCGCGCCCUCCUGUCCCGUCCCUGGACCGGAGCCGGGCUGCGGUGGAAGCACACCUCGUCCCUGAAGGUGGCCAACGAGCCCGUCUUAGCCUUCACGCAGGGCAGCCCUGAGCGAGAGGCCCUGCAAAAGGCCUUGAAGGACCUGAAGGGCCGGACAGAGGCCAUCCCAUGUGUGGUGGGGGAUGAGGAGGUGUGGACAUCGGACGUGCAGUACCAGGUGUCGAGUUGCUAUGAAACGAACACAGUGCAUGGGAUGUACCUGGCCUGCUGCAGAGGAUCAGUCAAUUCUGCUGAUCCCCGUCCAGCCCAGAGGACCGGCUGCAGGAGAUGCUGGCUCAAGGGCUUGAGAAUCCUUUCCCCGUCAGCCCCCGGGACGGGACCUGGUCAGCCCUCCAAAUGUUUCCUGGUCCCUGCUGGGGCCUGGCUCAGUGCUCGCGUUGGGCACAGGGUCAGAUGUGAGAAGAGGAAGGACAGGAGGCUGUUAGCUGUUCCUGACACCUGGCCCUCUGCCUUGCAGGGUAAGACCGUGAUCCAAGCGGAGAUUGACGCUGCAGCGGAACUCAUCGACUUCUUCCGGUUCAACGCCAAGUAUGCGGUGGAGCUGGAGGGGCAGCAGCCCAUCAGCAUGCCUCCGAGCACCAACAGCACGGUGUACCGGGGUCUGGAGGGCUUUGUGGCGGCCAUCUCGCCCUUUAACUUCACUGCAAUAGGCGGCAACCUGGCGGGGGCACCGGCCCUGAUGGGCAACGUGGUCCUGUGGAAGCCCAGCGACACCGCCAUGCUGGCCAGCUAUGCUGUCUACCGCGUCCUCCGGGAGGCCGGCCUGCCCCCCAACAUCAUCCAGUUUGUGCCAGCGGAUGGGCCUCUAUUUGGGGACACUGUCACCAGCUCAGAGCACCUCUGUGGCAUCAACUUCACAGGCAGUGUGCCCACCUUCAAACACCUGUGGAAGCAGGUAGCCCAGAACCUGGACCGGUUCCGCACCUUCCCACGCCUGGCUGGAGAGUGCGGCGGAAAGAACUUCCACUUCGUGCACUGCUCGGCCGACGUGGACAGUGUGGUGAGCGGGACCCUGCGCUCAGCCUUCGAGUACGGCGGCCAGAAGUGUUCCGCCUGCUCGCGUCUCUACGUGCCACACUCCCUGUGGCCGCAGAUCAAAGGGCGACUGCUGGAGGAGCACGGUCGGAUCAAAGUGGGCGACCCUGCAGAGGAUUUUGGGACGUUCUUCUCUGCAGUGAUUGAUGCCAAGUCCUUUGCCCGUAUCAAGAAGUGGCUGGAGCACGCGCGCGCCUCGCCCAGCCUCACCAUCCUGGCCGGGGGCAAGUGUGAUGACUCCGUGGGCUACUUUGUGGAGCCCUGCAUCGUGGAAAGCAAGGACCCUCAGGAGUCUAUCAUGAAGGAGGAGAUCUUCGGGCCUGUACUGACUGUGUACGUCUACCCAGAUGACAAGUACAAGGAGACACUGCAGCUGGUUGACAGCACCACCAGUUAUGGCCUCACGGGGGCAGUGUUCUCCCAGGAUAAGGAUGUCGUGCAGGAGGCCACAAAGGUGCUGAGGAAUGCUGCCGGCAACUUCUACAUCAACGACAAGUCCACCGGCUCGGUGGUGGGCCAGCAGCCCUUCGGGGGAGCCCGAGCCUCUGGAACCAAUGACAAGCCAGGGGGCCCACACUACAUCCUCCGCUGGACGUCGCCCCAGGUCAUCAAGGAGACACAUAAGCCCCUGGGGGACUGGAGCUACGCGUACAUGCAGUGAGCCCUGCUCGGACUCCACCGUCCUGCUGUCUGUCCAUCCAGGCAGCCGACUUCACUGCACAGACCCCACUCCAGCCCCUCCGCCCCUUCUUCACGCACAGCUGCCUUUCUAGAAUCCAGGCUUGACCUCCUUCCUACCACUGUAUUCUGGCCUCUCCCACGCCUCAGGCUGUGGUUUGAGACCGUGCUGGGGAGGAACAGGGCCACUACCCCUUAUCCCACUGGCCAUGUGGGAGGUAUGACCGUGGUGCCCGGCAGGUUCUCCCUCUCCCCUCCACUGGGCCCAGUGGCUCAGGGACCUGGGGAAAGGAGAUGGAGCGGCUCUUGGGAUCCUUUGGGUAAAUGGAGGCCAUUCUGGGCCCCUUGGCAAACCUCACCACUCACAGAGGCUCCUGGCCUUGAUCCCUGCCCCUCCAGGUGUCCAGGGUAAAGUGUAACUCAGGUUGACCUGUGGGGCACAAUGGGCACCAGCUGGCCUUACCCUCUCUGGUCUGGGCUGUCUACCUUCCUCACUGUAUCUUCGCCCAGACCCACCUGGGCCAGUAGGCCCCUGUACCCAGCCAUACACCUUAGAUGCCGGCAUGCCUUUCUCCAGGUGCCUGUGUUCGGCCGAGGCCCAUGUGAUUCCUGGUCUGCACCACAUGGCGGGGCUGGGGGGCCGCUGGAGGCCACCUGCCAAGGCGUGGGAUGGGGCGUGAUUCUGGAAAACCUUGGAUGGGCCUUCGUCCUAUGUCAGCCUUCCCUCGGAUCCUCAGGCCCUACCUCUAGAGACCUCCACUCCUAGAGCCAGUCUCAGGGUCUGGGAUUUCCCUGCAGGAGCUCAGCCACCACCAUGCCACGGUGACACAGGCCGAGGCAGACAUUGCCCCUCCCUUCUCCCAGCCCCCAGAGGCCUGGCCUCAGGUUCAUCAGCCUGGGCCGAGGACGUUGCCUGUAGAAUGCUCCUCCUCUGCGUGGGAGUGGCUCUGUGUGGACCAGUCCCUCACUGGCCUAUUCUUUUUUUGACACAGCCAAUCUGUGACCACAAUUCCUUCUACAGAUGCCUCCUUCUUGGAUUCUGAGUGGUCAGGGAUCCAUAAAGCAUGACUUUCAAGGAUGGUUUCUAGGGCACUGUGAAAGUGUUGGGACUUCCUCCAGGAUGCCUACAUGGGACCCCCCCUGGAGCUGGUGUGUCCGUUCCCCAAGUGCCACCGGCCCAUGGAUGGGGGUGGGUGCCGGUGCCACCUGGACUGGGUGUGGGUUCUGUGUCCUUCCAGGAUCUGUAUCAUUUCCCAUGAGGGGCCAGGGCAGGUGGCUGGGGGGGCACAGGCUGGAGUGUUCUCCAUUCUACUGGUUCUACAAUGUGUGGUGGCAAUGGGAUUUGCUCUGAUGCCACCCAAUAAAAUACCUGUUACUUAA